GUUUUGCUUGUGGAAGACAGCAACAUCGUCGAUAUCGAAACCACAUUCCGACAACUAUCAUGGUUACAGUGGAUGAUAGACCCCGAUUGACGGAGGAGGAAAAGAAGCAGAAUCAUAUUCAAUCUGAGCACAAGCGACGAACGCAAAUCCGCAAUGGCCUUGAAGCCGUCAGCAAGAUAGUCCCCGGCUGCGAAAACCUGCAACGGUCCGAGGGCGUUCUGCUCCACAAGUUGGUUGAAUUUAUGGCGGUCCACAUGGAGGAGAGACAGAAGAUGAUUGAGGAGCUGGAGAGCUUGGGGGAGGAAGUUGAUCUUCAGAUGAAAGUGUGCCUGAGGAAUUUGGAUGACUAUCAUAAGAACAGGAGUAAACCAGAGGAAGGGGCAAUGUCUGCUUCGAGGUCGCCAACGAAGGAACCGGGAGAGCAGCCGGGGGAACAGAGGGAGGGGGAUGAUUCGCAUGCGGGAUAUUGAGUGAUAACGGAGAGGGAAUCAGAGGUCGGGGGAAUGGAUUCGGAUGACCCGAUACGUCGAUGGUAUCAGGAGGAAGUGGUUAUGUUGUUGGCGCGAUGCUGCCCGUAACCGGGUGGAUUUUGGUGAUAAAAGCAUUCAGUAUAUACCCGUUUUGUUUUCGUUUUUUUGGUUACACAUAAUAUGACUUUCAGCGAUCGCCCCGG
Molecule: messenger RNA, 673 nt
Organism: Neurospora tetrasperma FGSC 2508
Lineage: Eukaryota; Fungi; Ascomycota; Sordariomycetes; Sordariales; Sordariaceae
Exons: 3
Coding region: 60-470 (136 amino acids)
Biological process (GO): regulation of transcription by RNA polymerase II
Molecular function (GO): protein dimerization activity; RNA polymerase II cis-regulatory region sequence-specific DNA binding; DNA-binding transcription factor activity, RNA polymerase II-specific
Source: RefSeq, a predicted model, not a curated record